Molecule: messenger RNA, 1527 nt
Organism: Lytechinus pictus (painted urchin)
Lineage: Eukaryota; Metazoa; Echinodermata; Echinoidea; Temnopleuroida; Toxopneustidae
Product: echinoidin-like
Exons: 3
Coding region: 225-779 (184 amino acids)
Molecular function (GO): signaling receptor activity
Source: RefSeq, a predicted model, not a curated record
GAGCCAAUAUGAGGCCAACGUUGUUAAAUUCCGUUUGGGAAAGUACAUUCCUCCCUGGUGUGACAAAGAUCGCGCAGAUGCAAUGGAUGAUAAUUUCCAUGAUAUCAGGUAUAAAUAAAACAAUCACAAUAACGCAGUGACAGUUAAUUUUAACUACGUUUCACCGACGGUCUUCAUCGAGUUAUUCCCACCAAUAAUCAGAUAAUUAUCGUCUGCUUAUCAUCAUGGAAGGACGCGGUAAGUUCGUCUCGGUUUGGGCGUUGAUUCUCUUCGUCGGUCCGUCCAUCGUCAGGUUUUCUGGAGUGGAUGCAGCGAUGUGUGGAUGCCCACCGCUAUGGACUGGCUUUAAUGACAAUUGUUACAGAUACUUUUCUUCAGAGAACAUGACCCACUUCGAUGCCGAGCUAGCCUGCCAAACUUUCACUACACCAUGUGGCGAGGAAACAUCUUCAAGUUCAGUGGGUCAUCUUGUUUCUAUCCAUUCCCAAGACGAGAUGGACUUUAUCUCUGUCAUGUACGAGACACUACGAUCCAAAAGGCCGGGGCUAGGCACACGGGUGUGGAUCGGCCUACACGAUCGCGCUUUGGAAGAUUCUCCAGAUUGGACCGAUGGAACGCAAUACGAUUAUUCAAACUGGGCACCUGGCCAGCCUAACGAUCAAAAUGGAGCAAGUGAUUGCGUCUACUUUUCUAGACAUCAACUUUACAAGUGGAAUGACAUUGCAUGCACCCUUUCUAGCCGUGUCGAAGCUUAUAUCUGUAAGAUUCGACAAUGGUAAUUUUGUGUACCAACGUGGCAGUACACAUCGGGGGGAGGGGGGGGGGGUCAUGCAAGGUGACAGCUAAACUUAGAAAACUCAAUUUUUUACAGAAAUAUUUUACAAGAUUCGCCAAAAGUGUUCGCGGUAUCUUACAAUUUCUCUUUAGAAAACGCAAAAGUUCUCCAAUAACAAGCGCCGCGGUCGCUUCGCUCCCUCGCUUUUGAGUUUCGUCAAUAACAUAUGAUACGGGUACGUUCUGCCCCCCCCCCCCGACAAAAAAAUUGUGUGUACGGCCAUAUGUAAAAGUUUGGUUUAUAGGCUAUACUGAAUACAUCAGCUAGGUGUAAUUGAUAUUCUAGUCCUAUUUUACUGUUUUUUUACUAUUUUUUCUUAUAUAGCAUUUCUCACUAAAUACAAUACAGUAAGAAAUGUGACUGAUCUAGUCAAUUAGACAUGUUGUGUUUUAGAGUGCUUUAAUGAUGGCGACUGUCAUAGGACGUUCUAAAUGUGGAUUAAAAAGUAGGCGUAUUAUUAUUCUGGAAUCAGAAAUCCGUAUGUGCAGAAAUCCAGUAGGACUAUAUGAUGUUUUAUAACAUUUCCAAAGGGCUCAGAAUUCUUUAAAAUGUCUUAAUACAUACAUUAAUACAUUUCAUUCCUCAUGAAACAUUUUUUUAUCAUGUCUGUUUCUUGAUAUUUUUGUUAAAAUGAAUGAAUGGUUUUUCGUAUUCGAUUUUGAAUAAAAUAUUUCUAUCGAAGAAAAAGAUAA